UAGGUGAUGACAUGUAACCUAUCUGCUGACAUAUACACGUGUGUACAGCUGUAGGCGGCGGUAUAUCAGUAACGUCCCAGGCACAACAUGGAACGCGGAGCUAUUUUCACAAUAAUCGGGGGUUUUCUAAUCCACCUAACCCUGGGAACGUAUUUCUGUUUUGGUAAUUUGAACCCAUACAUCACGUCCUACAUCCGGGAUACUUCAGUCGAUCUCCGUUACAAAGACAGUGAGUGGAUCUUUGCUGCAGCUGCCUUUGGACUGGCAGGUUCCAUCUUUAUUGGAGGACUUCUACGAGCUCGGUUUGGGCCCCGCAUAGCAGUACUUUGUGGAAGCUGCAUGAUGAGUUCUGGCGUUGCCCUGACCUACUUUUCGAUACAGCAUUCCUUCGCUGGGGUCAUAAUCACCUUCGGUUUGAUGUUUGGGCUUGGAGUUGGAACCGCAUAUGCUGCUCCGAUGGAUAGUGCGAUGAUGUGGAUCCCUGACAAGAAGGGUCUCGCCACCGGAUUGAUCUUGGCUGGGUUUGGCGGCAGUGCCUUUAUCUUCGACUACAUCCAGUCAUGGUACAUCAACCCUGAUAAUCUUGCACCAAAUUCCGGCAAAGUAGACGGCGAGGAAUACUUCACUCAAAAAGACUUGCUUGGCAGAGUUCCCAACAUGUUUCUGAUUCUAGCAGCCUGCUAUGUUUCUCUUCAGUUCUUGGGAAUUGUGUUCCUUCGACUGCCAAAGCCUGAAGAUACGAAGGGAGCUAAUGAACAGGACUCUAACGGGCAAAGAGAUGGCCGACAUGGCCGCUGUGUGUCCAACAUUGACGAACUUGAUGCAGUUGACAACUAUGACCCCCUAAUAGAGGAUGCGAGAAUGACACAUUUUUGUCAUGCUGUCAGUCAAGUGGGUAAACAAGAGUCUGUUCACUGGAGAAACUGCUGGAGAACGAAAGAGUUCUGGAUUCUCUGGUGUAUCCUACUGUUUAACUGCCAAGGACUAAUCUUCUUCUCUACCAUCUGGAAGACAUAUGGACAAACAUUCAUCCAAGAUGACAGGUUCCUGUCAGUUGUUGGAAGCUUUGCGUCUAUCUUCAAUGCUGCAGGUCGUAUCUCAUGGGGCUACUUUGGAGACAAGGUGUCAUUUAAGACGGCUAUGCUGUGCCUGUGUGCGCUAUUCACAGUCCUCAUGUUCACCUUCACCCUGACCAAGGUUGCCGACGGGAAGCCCCUGUUCUUCAUCUACGUCUGCCUCACAUUCGGCACCUUCUCCGGCAACUACUCCCUCAUCCCCACUGCGACCGCGAGGACGUUUGGCCAGGAGUACUUCAUACAGAUAUAUGGGAUUUUGUUUUCCUCACAGAUGGUCAUUUCUCCAGUCGGGUCUCUGCUGACGUCUUAUCUUACAGACCUUAUCGGCUGGUAUGGGCUCUUCUUUCUAACUGCUGCCUGUUCUUCCUGUAGUUUUAUUCUGAUGUUUUUCUUCAACAAGAAGAUGCCAGAUGGAAAUGACGUUUGAAACAAUGUAUAAGGCCGGAUGGUGGAAGAUGGUGGUGACCCGAAUAAUGUAUGUACAGUGGUUGUGAUAUUACAUAACGCGUCUCUUGAAACUGUGUCGUGAGAAGACUGCGGGAAGACCGUGAGAAUACUUCUACCAAAGGUGUUCUGUGAUCGGCGUCAGGCUAUA
This is a messenger RNA of Haliotis rubra (blacklip abalone), 1671 nucleotides long. RefSeq lists its product as uncharacterized. NCBI's taxonomy places the organism in Eukaryota, Metazoa, Mollusca, Gastropoda, Lepetellida, Haliotidae. Bases 88 to 1503 code for a protein of 471 amino acids. Gene Ontology annotation, biological process: transmembrane transport. Gene Ontology annotation, molecular function: transmembrane transporter activity. The record is from RefSeq and is a predicted model, not a curated record. The transcript has 13 exons.